Penaeus vannamei (Pacific white shrimp) is the source of this 975-nucleotide messenger RNA. Its product is annotated as trypsin. Gene Ontology annotation, molecular function: serine-type endopeptidase activity. The record is from RefSeq and is a predicted model, not a curated record. Lineage: Eukaryota; Metazoa; Arthropoda; Malacostraca; Decapoda; Penaeidae. Gene Ontology annotation, biological process: proteolysis.
GCCCGGCGGUUCACAACCUCAGUCUUACUCGAAACUUUAACAAUGGCAGAGUCUGCAUCUUCUCGAGUUCAUUUCUGGCUUCUCGUAGGACUCUCCUUCCUCCUGGGGGCGGUUUCGCACACUACGGCGACGGGAGAUGAUCUACUAGACAGCAAGAUUGUGGGUGGACAAGAAGUGGAACCGGGAUCUCUGCCUUAUAUGGUGGCGCUGUACAUGAACGUGAGCGGGGAGGUGAAGUUUCACUGUGGGGGAGCGAUUAUUUCUCCUCACCAUGUGUUGACUGCGGCUCACUGUGUGACUGGAUGGCACAGUGACAGAUUCACAGUUGUCGCCGGCGCACACGACCUCUCUCUCCCCGAGACAACUCAGGUCAGCAUUGGCGUUGCAGAGGUCACGGUCUCUGAACUUUUCUAUUGGGAGCCAGACUCCGCAAUCCCAGUCAACGAUAUCGCACUUUUGAGGUUGGCAUCCCCUCUGUCCUUCGGCGAGGGCGUUGACGCCGUGCAUAUGCCAGACCAAGACCAAGACCCAGCGGUGGCCGAGCAUUGCGUCGUGUCUGGCUGGGGGGCGCUGGAGGAAGGAGGCCCGGUGACUUCGGUAUUGCACGCUGUUGACGUGCCUGUGAUAGAUCAGCUGUACUGUGAGAAUUCGUAUCCUUAUCUCAUUGCCCCGACUAUGAUGUGUGCCGGUUACCCGACAGGGCACCACGACGCGUGUGCGGGCGAUAGCGGAGGCCCGAUGGUGUGCGGAGAACUUUUGCAAGGCAUUGUUUCUUGGGGAAGCGGGUGCGCAGAACCCCUUAAGUUCGGCGUAUACACUCGGGUAGCUUUCUUCAGGGAUUGGGUAGAGAAGCACAACUACAUUCCGGUAUAAACUGUGACAAGGCAAAAAAGAAACAGGAAAGUAAGAUGAGUUGACAAGUAAGCUUUGUGGAAACCGUUUUCGUAAAUGUGAAUAAAGAAGCUUGCAAUUGUA